Messenger RNA from Diospyros lotus (date-plum), 1158 nucleotides. Its product is annotated as probable polygalacturonase At3g15720. Gene Ontology annotation, biological process: carbohydrate metabolic process. Gene Ontology annotation, molecular function: polygalacturonase activity. The transcript is spliced from 9 exons. The record is from RefSeq and is a predicted model, not a curated record. NCBI's taxonomy places the organism in Eukaryota, Viridiplantae, Streptophyta, Magnoliopsida, Ericales, Ebenaceae. The coding region runs from base 13 to 1158 and encodes 381 amino acids.
UUGGUAUUGUGCAUGGUUUUGACAAGCACUCGACCACUCACUUCUUCAAGCGUGAUGCAAUAUGGGGCAGUUGGAGAUGGAAAAACAGAUGAUACCCAGGCAUUUGCGAAGGCAUGGACAGCUGCUUGUGGAUCUAAAUCAGACAACACUGUCGUUGUACCUGCUGGAAAGAACUUCUUGGUGCGUCCCCUUCAGUUCCAAGGUCCAUGCAAAUCCUCGUCCAUCAAGUUCCAGGUUAUGGGAAAAAUUACAGCCCCCAGCAAAAACAACUUUGGGGCGGGGAAGGAUAAUUGGCUUGUUUUCACGAAUAUUGAUGGACUUGUUGUCAGCGGGAAUGGGCAAAUUGAUGGCAAUGGGCAAGCUUGGUGGCCAGGUUGUGGACAAGGUUCAUCGUGCCAAAGGCCUACUGCUUUGGAGUUCAAUUCAUGCAAAAACUUUAAGCUCGAUGGAUUGACUCAUAACAACAGUCCAAAAAAUCACAUUUCCGUGACAAACUGCCAGAGCUCUACCAUCUCCAAUCUCCAUAUCAUCGCCCCCCAAACAAGUCCUAACACCGACGGAAUUGACAUUAGCUCCUCAACCAAUAUUUUCAUCAAUCAUUGUGACAUUGGAACGGGUGAUGAUUGCAUUGCCAUCAAUAAUGGUAGCUCCUACAUCAACAUCAGCAGGGUAAAUUGCGGCCCUGGCCACGGGAUUAGCAUUGGAAGCUUGGGAAUUGAUGGGAGUGAAGGGCAAGUGGAAGAAGUGCAUGUGAGCGACUGUACCUUCACCAGAACGAAAAAUGGGGCAAGAAUCAAGACAUAUAAGGGCGGACGUGGAUUCAUUAGAAAGAUCAAUUAUGAAAGAAUUACACUAGUCGACACUCUGAACCCCAUACUGAUCGAUCAGCACUAUUGCCCCAAUAAUGUUUGCCAAGAUGCAUUGGACGUGAAUAUAAGGGAGAUAUCAUUCGUGGGAUUUGAAGGGACGAGCGGACAAGAAGCUGCGAUCCAACUGAACUGCAGUGCAAUUGUAGCUUGCACAGGUAUUGUGCUGACGGGGAUCAACAUGACACCAGCCGGCCCUGCCUCCGGAAAGAGUCUUCGAGCCACCUGCAUUAACGCCCACGGAACGUCCAGUCCUUCUAAUGUACCUGCUGUCUCUUGCUUGCUUCCCUAG